AUGCCAGCCACCGAUUAUCAUAUUAGUUUGUAUCUAAUUUAUUUGAUGCAAAAUGAGUGUUCGUCGUCUAAAAUAGAAGAAGUAAUAUAUUCUAUUGCUUGGGCACAUAAUAUAGCUGGAUACAACAAUCCAUGUGCAUCUGAGAUAGUCAAAAAUGUAGCCGAAGGUGCAAAGAGGCAGCUUUCUCGUCCUUGUUCUAAAAAGGAACCCAUUACACCAGAAAUACUAAUUCAGUUAGUUAAUAGGUUUGGUUCUACUGAUAAUCUGUUGGAUAAACGAAUAGUGACUAUGUGUUUGAUAGGUUAUGCCGGUUUUCUGCGAUUUUCAGAAAUAGUGAAUAUUAGGGCAUGUGAUAUCCAAUUUCAAUCUACACAUAUGUCUAUUUUUAUUGAAAAGAGUAAGACAGACAAAUACAGACAGGGAAGUUGUGUAAUAAUUGCGAAAAGUAAUAAUAUAACAUGUCCAGUUACUUGUCUAGAGAGCUAUAUUAAAGAUGCCAACAUAAAUCUUGAAGAUGAUAAAUUCAUUUUUCGGCAAAUAACAUUCUUUAAGAAAGCGAAUACUCAUAAGCUUCGUAAUGAUUCAAGACACAUCUCAUAUACUAGAGCCAGAGAAUUAUUAUUAGAAAAAUUACAAUCUUUAGGACUUGAUAAAACUAAGUUUGGAUUACACUCGUUAAGAUCUGGUGGUGCUACUUCAGCCGCUAACGCUGGGAUUUCUGAUAGAAUUUUCAAGAAACAUGGAAGGUGGAAAUCAGAAAGAGCAAAAGAUGGUUACGUUAAAGAGGACCUUAAAACACAGUUGUCUGUUUCACAAAAUUUAGGAAUUUAA
Messenger RNA from Mytilus trossulus (common blue mussel), 831 nucleotides. RefSeq lists its product as uncharacterized. NCBI's taxonomy places the organism in Eukaryota, Metazoa, Mollusca, Bivalvia, Mytilida, Mytilidae. The record is from RefSeq and is a predicted model, not a curated record. The transcript has a single exon. Gene Ontology annotation, molecular function: DNA binding. Bases 1 to 831 code for a protein of 276 amino acids. Gene Ontology annotation, biological process: DNA integration; DNA recombination.